CACCAGCCUCCAUCACCAUUCUCUCUCUCUAAAAAAAACCAAACCAAACUCAAAGAGGAGAGAUCAAUGUCUCUCUCCAACGCUGCCUCCUCCUCUCUCUCCACCAGAUCCCUCUACACCGGUCUCUCUCCCCGACACAGCAACCGUCAAUCCUCCAUCACCUCCGUCAAGCCUAAGUCCGUUAACCUCGUCGCGUCCCUCCACGCGGCGGAGCCAUCAAGAAACGCCGUUUCGGUUAAGGCUGGAAAAUGGACGCCGGAGAGCUGGAAAACGAAGAAGGCUCUGCAGCUCCCUGAUUACCCUGACGCCAAGGAGCUAGACUCUGUGCUGAAGACGAUCGAGGCUUUUCCUCCGAUCGUUUUCGCCGGAGAAGCGAGGAACUUGGAAGAGAGGUUAGCUGAUGCUGCUGUUGGUAAGGCUUUUCUUCUCCAGGGUGGUGACUGUGCUGAGAGUUUCAAGGAGUUCAACGCCACUAACAUUAGAGAUACUUUUAGAGUUCUGCUUCAGAUGAGCAUUGUUCUUACAUUCGGCGGCCAAGUUCCUGUCAUAAAGGUUGGGAGAAUGGCUGGACAGUUUGCGAAGCCUAGAUCCGAUCCAUUCGAGGAGAAGGAUGGUGUGAAGCUACCUAGCUACAAGGGAGACAACAUCAACGGUGACACUUUCGAUGAGAAGUCCAGAAUCCCUGAUCCGAACAGAAUGGUUCGUGCUUACACACAAUCUGCAGCUACAUUGAACCUUCUUAGAGCCUUUGCCACAGGAGGUUACGCUGCUAUUCAGAGAGUUACACAAUGGAACCUUGACUUUGUCGAGCAAAGCGAGCAAGCUGACAGGUACGAGGAGCUAGCGAACCGUGUUGAUGAGGCCUUGGGGUUCAUGUCUGCGUGUGGACUUACCACGGAUCAUCCUUUAAUGACCACAACUGAUUUCUACACGUCUCAUGAGUGUUUGCUUCUGCCUUAUGAACAGUCUCUCACAAGGCUGGACUCAACUUCUGGUCUCUACUAUGAUUGUUCUGCUCACAUGGUUUGGUGUGGAGAGCGUACCCGACAAUUGGAUGGUGCUCAUGUCGAGUUUCUAAGAGGAAUCGCUAACCCUCUUGGCAUUAAGGUGAGCAAUAAAAUGGAUCCCAAUGAGCUUGUAAAGCUUGUGGAAAUCCUGAAUCCUAACAACAAACCUGGAAGAAUCACUGUGAUUGUGAGAAUGGGUGCGGAGAACAUGAGAGUUAAGCUUCCUCACCUAAUCAGAGCAGUGCGUAGGUCAGGCCAGAUUGUGACAUGGGUCUGCGAUCCAAUGCAUGGAAACACUAUAAAAGCACCUUGUGGACUCAAAACACGAGCCUUCGACUCAAUCUUGGCUGAAGUGAGAGCCUUCCUUGAUGUGCACGAGCAAGAAGGAAGCCACGCGGGAGGUAUCCAUCUAGAGAUGACAGGACAGAACGUGACAGAGUGUAUUGGAGGGUCUCGUACUGUGACCUAUGAUGACUUGAGCUCUCGUUACCACACACACUGUGAUCCAAGGCUUAACGCGUCUCAGUCUCUUGAGCUGGCUUUCAUUGUUGCGGAGCGGUUGAGGAAGAGAAGAACCGCAAGUCAGCGUCUAUCUUGAGUGCCGUUUUUUUUUUUUUUUUUUAUAAUUAUUAUUUACAUUACACUUUUUGGUUCCAAAGAACUCUUGUUUUUGGCCUCUUGGGAGUAAACCUGCCUGAAGCAUUGUUCCGUUCUUCUGCGAUGUCAUGUCUUUGUUCUUUUAAGUUAAUGUUAAACCGUAUGACUACUACUGUAAACUCUCUCACAUUUUAUUUAUUUUGUAUGAAAAACUCUCUCAUCA
Messenger RNA from Eruca vesicaria subsp. sativa (arugula), 1827 nucleotides. The record is from the annotation of a GenBank genome assembly. NCBI's taxonomy places the organism in Eukaryota, Viridiplantae, Streptophyta, Magnoliopsida, Brassicales, Brassicaceae.